This is a messenger RNA of Haemonchus placei, 576 nucleotides long. The record is from the annotation of a GenBank genome assembly. Lineage: Eukaryota; Metazoa; Nematoda; Chromadorea; Rhabditida; Trichostrongylidae.
AUGGAUGGAGGUAUUCUGAUGCUGAUUGCUUACCUCCUUAAGCAGCAUAAGGUGUGGCGUGGUUGUACGCUUCGCAUUUUUGCCAUUGGCGAUAAUGAUCCCUCGAAAAACGAAGAGAUUCGAAAAGGACUCCAAAAAUACAUUUAUAUGCUGCGGAUCGAUGCCGACGUUUUCAUGGUCAAUCUACUCGAUAUGGAAGUUUCGGAUGAGGUCGUGGAAAAGACAGCCGAACUUGAGAGGCAACAGCAGACAAUCAGAAGUCAGAUUCGGCGUAGUAAAUCACGAGAGAGCGGCUUCACUAAUGAGGCCUUCAACAAUGACGAUACGAUCAACAGCCGAAAACAACUUAGAGUGUACGACUCCGUUCGAAGUUUCACACCUGUUAUUAUCAAUAUCACGGAAGAUGCUGAAACGUCAUUCAUUGACAAUCCAGCUGAUGGUCUCUACACUCCCAGCGAAGACAGUUGCGGAGGCGAUGUGAAGUUGAAUGUUUAUCUUGACGUGUUGACCGAGAAUCUGCAGCGAGUGCUAUUCGUUGGCGGUAGCGGUAAAGAGGUCGUCAGCAUCGACUCUUGA